Messenger RNA from Rubroshorea leprosula, 4325 nucleotides. NCBI's taxonomy places the organism in Eukaryota, Viridiplantae, Streptophyta, Magnoliopsida, Malvales, Dipterocarpaceae. The record is from the annotation of a GenBank genome assembly.
GUACAUUCCUUGAAUCAUACAAUUUCUUAUUCCUCCCACUGAAAAAGGCAAACAGUACAGAUAAAGCUUUAGAAAUGUUGAAUGACGGAAAUCCAUCAUCGGCUUCUGAGCCUUUCAGGCUCCGGUGGGAUGUGUUCCUCAGUUUUAGAGGUGAAGACACUCGCCAUGGCAUCACCAAGAACCUCUACCAUGAGCUUCAGUCACAUGGGGUCCGGGUCUUUAUGGACGACGACGGUUUGAGACGAGGAGAAGAGAUCUCCCCAAGUGGUCACCAAGCUAUUGAAGACUCUGCUGCUUCCAUUGUCAUCAUCUCCCCUGACUACGCCUCCUCACGUUGGUGUCUUGAAGAACUCGCCAGGAUCUGCGAGUUGAAAAGAUUGAUCCUGCCCGUUUUUUACGGUGUUGACCCAUCUGACGUUCGGCAUCAGCGAGGGUCCUUCCUGGUGGCUUUUCGGAGGCAUGAAGAAAGGUAUGUAGAUGAAAUGGAGAAGGUACUCAGAUGGAGGAAAGCCGUACGAAAAGUUGCCGAUACUGCUGGUUGGGUUUUCAAUGGUGAAACUGAAAGUGAUGAAAAGGAAUUGAUUCGAGUUUUAGUGAAAGAGGUUCUGAAACGACUAAGCAAUACUCCAAUGAAUGUAGCUAGGCAUGCAGUUGGACUUGAUUCUCGUGUGGAAGAACUCAUGAGGUUGUUAAAUGUUAGAUCCAACAGUGUUGAGGUUCUAGGGCUUCAUGGAAUGGGUGGGAUUGGUAAGACGACCCUUGCUAAGGCUCUCUAUAAUAAACUGCUUGGACAUGAGUUUGAGUGUCGUAGCUUCAUUUCAAAUGUAAGAGAACAUUCAGCAACGGUUGAUGGCUUACUAUCUCUUCAGAGAAAACUUAUAGAUGACCUUCAGACCAAUCUUGAUCGUGAUGGUUCCAAUAGAAUUGCGCGGCCUGCAAAUUCAGUUAAUGCUAAUAAACAAGCAAUCAGAGGGAUUAUUGGAGAGAAUAAAGUUCUAGUUGUGCUAGAUGAUGUUGGUGACAUAAGUCAACUUAAUGCACUCAGUGCAGAAAUAGCGUAUUAUUCUGGAGGAAGUCGAAUUAUUAUUACAACAAGAGAUAAAGAGCUCUUACAUGAAAAUUAUGUGAAUCAGAUUUAUGAGGUCAGAGAGUUGUCCCCUGAUGAGGCACUGGAACUUUUCAGUUACCAUGCACUUGGUAGAGAGAAACCUACCGACGAGUUUUUGAAUCUGUCUAAGCAAAUUGUGUCUCUCACUGGACGGUUACCUUUGGCUCUUGAAGUAUUUGGUUCAUUUUUGUUUGAUAAGAGGACACUAACAGAAUGGGAAGAUUCUCUAAAGAAGUUAGGACAGAUCCGUCCUCAGAAUCUUCAGGAAGUAUUGAAAAUAAGCUUUGAUGGGCUAGAUAAAGAGGAGCAGUGUAUAUUCCUUGACAUUGCCUGCUUUUUUGUCAAAUUGGAAAUGAAAAGAGAAGAUGCAAUAGAUAUAUUGAGAGGAUGUGGAUUUAAAGCUAAGAUAGCAAUCACAGUCCUUACUAGAAAAUCUCUUAUUAAGAUUUCUGCAGAUGAUAUUUUGUGGAUGCACGAUCAACUUAGGGACAUGGGACGACAGAUUGUUCAAGAAGAGAACCUUACCGAUCCUGGAAAGCGUAGCAGACUGUGGGAUUGCGAGGAAAUCAUGAGUGUCUUAAAGAAUAAUAAGGGAACAAGAGACAUUCAGGGUAUCAUUCUGGAUAUCAGAAGGAAGUUUGUUAUGGACCCAGACAAUGAGGAAGAUGUGGUACUCUGCACUGAACCCUUCAAACAGAUGGUUAGCCUAAGAUUACUUGAAAUCAAUAAUUCAAAAUUGGAGGGGAAGUUCAAAUGUCUUCCUGCUGAACUGAGAUGGCUGCAGUGGCAUGGAUGCACUUUGAAAGAUCUUGGUUCUGAUUUUUGUCCCCAGAAGCUGGCUGUCCUCGAUCUCUCAGAUAGCAAAAUUAACUGUCUCUGGGGUUCUCAUUCUAACUUGCCGGCUCACAACUUGAUGGUCAUGAAUCUGGAUGGCUGCUAUAAUCUAGCUACUGUUCCUGAUUUAUCUGGGUAUCAAGCCCUUGAAAAGCUUGUCCUUGAGAACUGUGGGAGACUGAUCAGAAUUCAUGAAUCAGUUGGUAGUAUAAGAUCUUUGCUUCACUUGAACAUGAGAGACUGCUCAAGCCUUGUUGAAUUACCGAGUGAUGUCUCUGGGUUGAAAAGUCUUCAAACCCUUAUCCUCUCUGGUUGCUCCAAACUAAAGGCAUUACCAGAGGGCCUUGGCAGUAUGAGAUCUUUAAAAGAACUCUUGUUAGAUAAUACUGCCAUAGAAAAGCUACCUGAAUCUGUUUACCGCCUUUCAAAACUUGAAAAGCUUAGCCUAACUGGUUGCAGAUCGUUAGAAGAGUUACCCAAGUAUAUAGGAAAUCUAAGUUCCCUUAAAGAACUCUAUCUUAAUGGUUGUGUUUUGAAAGAGCUGCCUGAAUCUGCUGGAUCUUUGGUGAACCUGGAGAUACUUAGCUUGUGGCGGUGUGAAUCACUGACCACAAUUCCAGAUACUGUGGGCAAUCUCAAGUUAUUGGUAAAUCUGUUAAUUAGUGGUGAAGCCAUUGAAGAAUUACCAUCUUCCAUUGGCAAGAUCUCAUAUCUAAAGGACUUAUCAAUUGGAAAGUGCAGUUUAGUGAAUAAAUUGCCAGAUUCAAUUAACGGAUUGGUUAAUGUUGUGGAGCUUCAGUUAGAUGGGACACCAAUUACAUAUCUUCCGGAUCAGAUUGGUGACUUGAAAUCACUUCAGAAGCUUACAAUGAGGAAAUGUCCCCUUACAUUACUCCCAGAAUCAAUUGGGAACUUGUUGGGUCUUUCUAAUCUGACAAUUUUCAAAGCCAAUAUUACUGAGCUGCCUGAGUCCAUUGGGAGGUUAGAAAAUCUUACCAUUUUAAGACUGAAUGAAUGUGAAAGGCUCUGUAAACUUCCAGCUUCAAUUGGAAAUUUGAAAUCCUUGCAUCAUCUGUGGAUGGAAAAAACUGCAGUAACAGAAUUACCAGACAACUUCGGGAUGCUCUCAAAUUUAAUGGUAUUGAAAAUGGCAAAGAGGCCACUCACUAGCCUGCAAAGAAACAAUUGCCGAGAAGAUGCCGCAAAUCUCAGCACAAAAGGGAAGCCAAUAUCAGUUGUCCUCCCAACAUCAUUCUCAAACCUCUCCUUACUUCGGGACCUUGAUGCUAGUGCAUGGAGACUGUCUGGCAAAAUUCCUGAUGAUUUUGAGAAACUGUGUUCAUUAGAGAUUCUGAAUCUAGGAAGAACCAAUUUUUCUCACCUUCCAACCAGCCUAGGGGGAGUUUCCCAUCUCAAAAAGCUUCUUUUGAGUGACUGCAGAAAGCUUGAGUCUCUCCCUCCACUUCCUUCAAGUUUGGAAGAGUUGAAUCUCUGUAACUGUGUUUCAUUGGAAAGUAUAGUUGAUCUUUCAGAUUUAAGGAAAUUACAGGAACUAAACCUUACAAACUGUGAGAAAGUGAUUGAUAUUCUAGGCCUCGAAUCCUCGGAAUCCUUAAGAAGGCUGUUCAUGAGUGACUGCAAAGCCUGCUCCUCAGCAGUCAGGAAAAGCUUUUCCAAGGGUUUUCUGAAGAAUAUGCGCAAUCUAAGUAUGCCUGGAAGCAGUAUCCCAGAUUGGUUUUUCCAGGACGAAGUUAUCUUCUCAAGCCCCAAAAACCGUGAGAUCAAAGGUGUGAUUCUGGCUGUCAUUGUCUCCCUUAACCAUCAUUUUCCAGAUAACUUGAGAGAUCUAACUACAGUCCCUCAUGUUCAAGUGGAGUUCCUCAGAGGUGAAGAUUACACGUUCAGAAGCGUAUUAAACUUGAAGGGAGUACCAAAAACGAAUGGAGAUAAUCUCUACUUGUGUCGAUAUCCAGCAUGGCAUCCAUUAAUUUUGGGCUUGAAAGACGGUAUCAAGAUUCAUUUGACAAAGCAAAACUCACCCACCGCUCAAGGGGUAGAGCUGAAGAAAGCUGGGAUUUAUCUAGUUUUCGACGACGAUGAUGAUUAUGAGGGAAAUGAAGAACCACUGAAGGAAAGCCAGCAGUCUGUGUCACAAAGACUAGCAAACUUUUUCCACUCUCUGGAAGACGGUGAUCAGAACAGUGGCGGAGCUAAGGUGGGGCCUGAGGGUGCACAGGCCCCCCCAAACUUUGGUAGAACUAUUAAUUUAGUGGCCAUUGUUGUGGCCACCAUUAUUUUUGUUAGGACUAUUAGAACUAUUAAAAAUAGUUUCUAAUUGAUAGGAUAAUUAAUAUUUAUUAUUUAAUAAAUUAAAAUUAAUUUA